Messenger RNA from Labeo rohita (rohu), 9533 nucleotides. RefSeq names its product thyroid hormone receptor alpha a (gene thraa). The record is from RefSeq and is a predicted model, not a curated record. Lineage: Eukaryota; Metazoa; Chordata; Actinopteri; Cypriniformes; Cyprinidae. Gene Ontology annotation, molecular function: RNA polymerase II cis-regulatory region sequence-specific DNA binding; zinc ion binding; nuclear receptor activity. Gene Ontology annotation, biological process: retinoic acid receptor signaling pathway; thyroid hormone receptor signaling pathway; positive regulation of transcription by RNA polymerase II. The coding region runs from base 562 to 1803 and encodes 413 amino acids. The transcript has 9 exons.
GGAAGUGCUUUCACACACAGGGUCAUCCAUCUCACACAGGGUUAAAAGGUUUAAGCUGCUGUGAACCUGUAGAGAGCAGCAUUGAUAUAAUCACAUACUUCUAUACCAUCAGCUCGUCCUUACCGUAAAGGGGGUGGAGCGACUAUAGUAAAGCUGGUACAUUUUCCUGUUGUGGCAGCCGAAACGUAAUCGUUUUCACACAUAGUCAAACAAAUUACGUACUAACUGCUUCAAAGUGGAUAUAUUCCGAAUACAGGCUGUUAUUUUAACUAGUUCUUAGCGGUUUGAAAGGGUAUCGCAACCCGCCGAAAGGCGAUUCGCGACGAAGACGGCUCAUUAAGAAGCCUGGUUGGACUUCGGCGGACCAUUUCGGCUUUUGGAAGCAGUUUGUCUUUCUUCAUUAGGAAGUGGGUGUAAAGCCAGAAACACACGUGGGGGUUUGUCACCAUGAGCCGUCCUAUAGCAGCUGACUGAUAGUGAGCCUGCAUAUGCUAAGCGAAGCGGUGAGGGUCGGGUCCGCCUCAGUCUCGUGUGAUUGGACGCUGGAUGGAAUCAAGGUGAAUGGAACACAAAGAGCAGGAGCUUAACCUGCCAGAGGGAGAUGAGACACGGUGGCCGAAUGGAGUGAAGAGAAAAAGAAAGAAUAGUCAAUGCUCUAUGAAGAGCGCGUCUGUGAAGAUCAUCUCUGUUCCAGGGUAUGUUCCUAGCUACCUGGAGAAAGAUGAGCCAUGUGUGGUAUGCGGGGACAAGGCCACCGGCUACCAUUACCGCUGCAUCACAUGUGAGGGCUGCAAGGGUUUCUUUAGGAGGACAAUACAGAAGAAUCUACACCCUUCCUAUUCCUGUAAAUAUGACAGCUGUUGCAUCAUUGACAAAAUCACCCGCAACCAGUGCCAGUUAUGCCGCUUCAAGAAGUGCAUCUCGGUGGGCAUGGCCAUGGACUUGGUGCUGGAUGAUUCAAAACGCGUGGCCAAGAGGCGUCUGAUUGAGGAAAACCGGGAAAAGAGGAAGAAAGAGGAGAUCGUGAAAACACUGCACAAUCGACCUGAACCCACCGUCUCGGAGUGGGAGCUCAUCCGUAUGGUGACCGAGGCUCAUCGCCACACCAAUGCCCAGGGUCCUCACUGGAAACAGAAACGCAAGUUCCUACCAGAAGACAUCGGGCAGUCUCCAGCCCCCACAUCAGACAACGACAAAGUCGACCUGGAGGCCUUCAGUGAGUUCACUAAGAUCAUCACCCCUGCCAUCACACGAGUUGUGGACUUUGCCAAAAAACUGCCCAUGUUCUCUGAGCUGCCCUGUGAAGACCAGAUUAUCCUGCUGAAAGGCUGCUGUAUGGAGAUAAUGUCCUUGCGUGCAGCAGUGCGAUACGACCCAGAGAGCGAGACGCUGACCCUGAGCGGAGAGAUGGCUGUCAGUCGAGAGCAGCUGAAAAAUGGAGGCUUAGGAGUGGUAUCUGAUGCCAUCUUUGAUUUGGGCAAGAGCCUGUCACAGUUCAACCUGGAUGACUCAGAGGUGGCGCUGCUGCAGGCUGUACUGCUCAUGAGCUCAGAUCGCUCUGGACUGACGUGUGUGGAAAAGAUCGAGAAGUGUCAGGAGAUGUACUUGUUAGCAUUCGAGCACUACAUCAACCAUCGCAAGCACAACAUCUCGCACUUCUGGCCCAAGCUGCUGAUGAAGGUGACGAACCUGCGCAUGAUCGGCGCCUGUCACGCCAGCCGCUUCCUGCACAUGAAAGUGGAGUGUCCCACAGAACUCUUCCCCCCGCUCUUCCUAGAGGUCUUCGAGGAUCAGGAGGUGUGACCCGAGAGCCACUGGGGAACUUGGGGAGGGAAAAAAAGGGGGCAAAACUGAUCGUGAAUUCGUUUUCGAAAAGCAUACAAGAAGCAUUUGUUUUUUCGCAUCCUCAUGCAAUGCCGAACCAGAACAUGUACUUUAUUUUGCACCAUCAGCUUUGUCUGGGAUAUUUCUUGGGUUGUCGGCCUCCACACCUUUCGACCCUAUAGUCACUUGCCAUUCAGAUUCCUCCCACAGACGGACAAAAAGCUAGCAUGCAUCAACCUACCUCUCGUACCGACAUACCUCCCAACCUCAGAAGGAGCUUAUUUCAAAAGCGUGACAAAGAAACCCACACAUUCAAAAGCAUAACCGGUUUCAGAAACGCUAGCUAAGACAGAGGAAACUUCUAUAAGCAACACGAACACCUACAUUUGGGCUUUACACUAUUAUUAAUCUACAAAACAAUGCUAAUUUUCCUCUGAUUACAAUAGUAUUUUAGCAUUCAUCUUCCUCUUUGCACGCAUAGAAUAUCUCCUUUGUAAACAUAACUACCUGUGUGUACUCGUACACUCUGUACCUGCAUUGAUAUGUGUGAACUUCUCAUACCUUAUAUACACCAGCAUACAGACAUACAUGUAGCAACAUGUCCUUACAUGUAUGUAUGCAUACAAUUCAACCUGCAUUAACUCAUCUAUCUUCUUACAAUGCAGUGUCUACAGUUCUCAAAAACCUUCCUAUCUACCAUAUCCACUUGUAUGUUACUUAAGCUGAACAUUUUGUGACCUCAUUUUCUGAACUUUCUGGUGUGUGACCCAUAUAGCCGUCGUGAGGUAUUUCCUCCUGUAUCCAUCCGUCCUAGUGUUAUCCAUUUGGGCAGACAGAUUGAUGUACAUACGUAUUAAGCCAUAUGCUGUGGUUUGAGACACAUCCAUCUCCAUAUUAUGGCCUUCAGAUCAGUCGUUGUGCUCCCUAUGUCUCAUCAGAUGGUAGUACCUUAUGGUAUUACACAGGUACUUAAAGGAGAAGUCCACUUCCAAAACAAAGAUUCACAUAUAAUGUACUCACCCCCUUGUCAUCCAAGAUGUUCAUGUCUUUCUUUCUUCACUCGUAAAGAAAAUGUUUUUUGAGGAAAACAUUUCUGCAUUUUUCUCCAUAUAAUAGACUGAUAUGGUGCCCCGAGUUUGAACUUCGAAAAAGCUGUUUAAAUGUAGCUUCAAACGAUCCCAAAUGCGGUUGUAAACAAUCCCAUCUUGGUGUAACGAUUGGUUAUUUUCAUAAAAAUAAUACAAUCUAUAUACCUUUUAAUUCCAAACGCUCAUCUUUGUGAAUCUUUGUUUUGGAAGUGGACUUCUCCUUUAAAAGAAUACUAUGGUAUUAUCCAAAAAAAAAGUACUUCUAGGGGAUUAUAAUCCCAUCAUUUCUUUGGACAAAUUAGAAGUACAGGGUGGUAAAUGAUCCCUGAAAAUCAGAUUUUGACAGAUAAAAACAGAAAAAAAACACAAACUAAGGGUUAGAUCAUAAGAAUAGUAGCGUACAGUGGGGCUAAACAUAAAAAAAACACUUCAGCAAAAGGCGUUGAGCAAUAUUCUGUUCAUUUAAUAAUUUUAUUUAGAAAUAUGAUUAAAUACUAAAAAUAUUUUUGUAUUGUAUUUAAGCCUGUAUUAUGCCUUUUUUAAUGUUUCUAAUAUUGUUUUGGGAAUCUCCUACAAUAGAUUCACAUGCAUGCAAGGUCAAACAACGCUUUCGUUCUCAAAAUAUGCAUUUAAUACCUCAUUUUACAGCAAUUCUCAAACGACUCAUUUGAAGCAGUUCAAAGAUUCAGUCUCUCCAAACUCCUCCUUUCUGUGAGCCUGAUCUGCUCUGAUUGGUCUGAUGGCCCAGUCUGUUGUGAUUGGUCUACCUCAUACAACGCAUGUCAGAAACGCUACACCCGUUGUCAUAGUUUCAUAUUAUGAAAUCUUGAUAGAAAAUAUAAACAUCUAUGAUUUAUCAUUACUUACAGGUUGAGAUUCUAAUGAGAUUCGGAUUAUUAUGAGAUUAAGACUAAAAUUAUUUUGGUACCGUAUUUAAAAUUCCGACCAUUAAUUCAUUUCCAACCAUCUUGGCAUCACUUGCUUUAAAGUGCCUGUAUUGUACCGUUUUUAAUGUUCCUAAUAUUGUUUUGGGAGUCUCCUGAAAAAAAAAAAGUCUGACUGCAACAAACCUGAAAAUCACAAACAAGCAUUUUGCUGCAAAAAAUAUAAUUUCAAGUAUUCUCAUUAGUUACAAUGUUUACAAUUGUUUAAAAAAAAAAAAUGGCUUAAAAAUAAACCUUGUUUAUUUUGCAGAGCAUAGCCACCAAUAGGUAUUGCUGUUCAUUGUUUUGAGAUGGAAAUGAAAAAUACAAAGUACUUUUGGCCCCACUGUACCCUACACCUUUGCUGAUUUUAAAAGUAGGCAUCUAACAAUCUCUGCAUCCUUCCUGCAAGAGGAAAUGAAAUGAGUGUCACUUACCUCUCCAUGUCUUCAAACAGACUCUACCUCACCCCUCAUCCAUGCAUCGCAGUCUACAAAGCACUUUUUUUCACCCACCCGCUCAUUCAUAUAUAUUCCUGCUUAAACCUGUACAUAAACGUGCACAUGUACACUAAAAAGUCACAUACGUGUGAUAGCAACCUCACUCAUGUGUGUGUGUGUGUGUGUAUACUGCUUUUCCUUUCACUUGUGAUGUGGGACCAAGUGUCAGUCUUGUUCCCUGUUUCUGAGGACAGUACGAAUGUGCCGGACUGAAUGAAUUUUACUGUGCAGACCGAUUGCUCAGCAGAUUACUUUGCUUUAAGAAAGCGCUGGAAAAGCAGCACAGGAAGAUGGUUCCUGCGUAAAACGAACCUCGUUUUUGGUCAGCCCAGUUCAGUGGUCCCUGUGCCUCUAAAUCUGUCCUGUACAUCUCACACAAGAACUUUACAUGAACUCUUCCCCAGCAAAGGACACAGCCAGACCCCCAAAGCGUCCCUUCAAGUAGUUUAACCAGCUUAAUUUUUCUGGUUCAGACGCAUAGCAGGGUUCCAACGUCCUUUUUGACUGAUACUGUGUCAGGAAGUGAGAUGCAGCCUCCAUUUAAAAUGACACAGAGGAACAAAAGGGCAGAAAGGACAAACUCACUGUGACUAGCUAUACUCAGGCACGGAGCUCCCAUGAGGCCAUGCACCUGACUCAGGCUCAAUCCAACCCACCAGCACUGCAGACAUGCACUGCCCACAGUCACAAUCUACUGCACCAGCAAGGGUCAGCUCAGCUGAGCCCUGCCCACAGACCCUGUUCUUGGUAACGGGGAAUCAGGAAGCCAUUUGUUUUGCUGGACAUCCAAACCUGCUUUACAGCACUUUUAUUAGAGCAGAAUUCAGUCCUAUACACCUAGCCAGAUCAUGAGUAUAUUGACUGAGACUUUGACUCUUAAAGGGGUCAUAUCAUGACGUUUGAAAUAAAAGUUCAUUGUACUAUGAAAUCAGACUGUAACUUUCAGAACUUCUUCCCUUGGCCACAUUUAAAGGGGAUUAACUGAAGCUAUGCAGCAAAAAUGUAUUUUUCUGAAUAUUAACAUAUGACCGACGACAUUUCCGUAUGUGACCCUGGACCACAAAACCAUUCAUAGGGGUCAAUUUCACCUGAAAGCUGAAUAAAUAAGCUUUCCAUUGAUGUAUGGUUUGUUAGGAUAGGACAAUAUUUGGCUGAAAAGCAACUAUUUGAAUAUCUGGAAUCUGAGGGUGCAAAAACAUCUAAAUAUUGAGAAAAUUGCCUUUAAAUUUUUCCAAAUGAAGUUCUUAGCAAAGCAUUUUACUAAUUAAAAAUUAAGUUUUGAUAUAUAUAUAUACAGUAGGAAAUUUACAGAACAUCUUCAUGAAACAUGAUAUUUACUUAAAAUCCUAAUGAUUUUUGGCAUAAAAGUAAAAUCGCUAAUUUUGAUCCAUACAAUGAUUUUUUUGGCUAUUGCUACAAAUAUACCCGUGCUACUUAUGACUGGUUUUGUGGUCCUGGGUCACAUAUUAGCUAUUCUUAAUUGGUGUCCACUCUGACAAAGUAGGAAAGAUAAUCUUUUUCUUAAACACCAGAAGGACUCACGGUUAGAGUAAAAUUUAGAAAUUAAAUCAAAAUUUGCGCUUUUCCUGGCUGUGUGUAGCACCUGCAGAUCCUACUGUAGGAUCCCAGUAUUAAUGGGCAUAGUUCACCCAAAAAUUAAUAUCCUUUCAUUAUUUACUCACUCUCAUGUUGUUUCAAAUCCAUAACUUUCAUACAACUUUUUUUCACCUUUAAACACAAAUGAGGAUGCUUUUAAUAUAUUCUCCUAAUUUUUGUCAGUUUAUUUAAAGUCCACGCAACCAAGGGUUUGAUGCAUUAAAAAUGUCUUCCAUUUUCUAACUCUAGCAUUCUCUAUUCUAAUUCUAUUUUUCUUUUUUUGCUGCCACUGUAAGAAAAAAAAAAAUCUGUUAAUUUACUGUAAGCUGUGCUUGCCAGAAUUUUACUAUGAAAAAUACAGUAGCAACGGAUUUAACUUAAAAUUACGUUUAAAUACCGUAAUUUCAUUGAUUUAAUGUUAAUGUACCAAUCUAUUGAAGUACUGAAAUCUGUUUUGUACCUUUGUAAUACACUGAUAACCACUAAAAGCAGGAGAUGAGAAAGUCACAUGAUGAACCAAAGUCAAUCACAAGCAGAUUUUAAAUACUAACAUAUAUAGAAGGUGCACAGUGUCAUUCACACAAACACCAAACACCAUCAUAACAAACAUCAAGCUGAAAUAAUGCAAAAUAUUAAUUUAACAACAUUAGAUGUAACAUACAACCCUUAUGUACACAACUGAUAAGUAAAAGCUAAGAAAAACAUAGUUAUUUCAAUGAAGAAACAUCUAAUGUAAAAUGUAAGGGAAUUCUGGAAAAUUCGAUUUACGUUUAUUUUUGAAAUUAUACAUUCUUUUUCACUUGCAAAAACGGUAUACUACCGUAACAUGUAAUUUCCAAUACAGUUUUUCACCAUAUAGAGUAGGGGAACUUACCGUUGACCAAUUAAUAGGUUUUUACUGUAGCAUUUUUACAGUCUUUUGGCGUUAAAUUCAGUCUUUUUUUUUUUUAGUGUGUUUCAAAUUUUUUAAAAACACUUGCUCUCUCUAUUCUAUGUCUAUUCUAACUACUUGUUUGGUUUUUUGUUUUGUGUUCUAAAAAAAGGGGUAACAAAAAGCCUCUAAAACUAGCAUUCUCUAUUCUUUUUCUAAUCUAUCUCCUUUUCUUUUUUUCUAAUAUAAAAAAUGACCCACUAACACUAGCAUUCUCUAUUCUUAUUGUAUUCUUUUGACUUGUUUUAUUUCUAUUUAAAAAGGGACCCUUUAACACUAGCGUUCCCUGUUUAUUUUCUAUUUGAUCUACUUGUUUUCUUUUUAUUUAUUAUAAAAACUCUUGCUACGUAUACUGUAUUAAGUUACCCAAGACUUGUCACAGCGACUACAUAUUAUUGCUCUUUUGUUGGUUUGAUUGCGUCUGUUGUCCUCAUUUGUAAGUCACUUUGGAUAAUGACGAAAUCUAAAGUACAAAGACGUAAAAGUAAUCCAUAUGAAUCAAGCUGUUGAAGCAAGUCUUCCAAAGAGACAUGAGCACUUUCUGUGUUGAGUUCAUUUAGACUUUUUUUCCCAAAUAUAAACACAGAGAUAAUCAAAUAUGGUAAAAUUAGUAAAGAACUUCUGCUAGGAAAAUAGCCCUUUUUCCUUUAACUCAUGCAUACAACAUUCAAUGCAGAGUUUAAAAUGAAAGUCCUUUUGGUUUGGAAAGUCAUGAGUGUGAGUAAAUGAUGGCAGAAUUUUCAUUUUUGGAUAUUCCUGCAAGAAACAUAUUUUAACGAGGUUUCAGUGCAAGUUUUAGGGCAGCUUGGAUCCAGUUUACAGAUGAGCACAGCAAAGCUCUGUUGAUCAUUUCACGUGCAAAGAAACGCAAAGUGUAUGUGAAAUUUUGACUUUUGCCGAAGCAAAAAUGUAUACGUGGACCUCAGGGGAAAAACAUUUAAAUAUUAAUCAAAUGCAUGAUAUGACUCCUUUAAUAGAUCUUAAAAAAGGCAUAGUCUUCUCAACAGCUCUCUGGAAAAUUCACAUGCAUCAAUAAAUCGCAUGUCAACUACACGUCCACAGUCUCCAAUGUAGCAAGUCAUAUUUGAGGUCCAAAAGUUCAAGUGUGGAAAAAAAAAAAAAAAAAAUGUCCAUCUUCUGAUGAGGAAUGUCAAAAAUAAAAAAAAAGAGCUCAUUCUUUAGUCAGAAUACUUGCUGUGUUUUAUGCUGAGUGGACAUUAACGCACUUCCAGGCUGUGAAUUUUAACAAACAAAACUAAAGUUCAUUUCAGACACUGUACUCUGUUAUACAUGUUUUUCAAUCUAAACUGUACUGUGGGUGUGUAAGUGCUCAGUGUGAACAGCCAUCGUGCUUCUUAUGUGUUUAGUUGGUUUGACACACUUCAUUAGUAUUUACUCUGUCUCCCAUAUCGAGAUUCUCUUGUAGUGAUUUGAUGAUGAGCACUUCUGUUAUUUCAAACCUUCAUACCUCACAUGUGAACGAUAUGAGAGGAUGAGAUCAACAUAGUCACUUUUGUGUCAAACACACAGCAGUUCUCACUCCUCCAGUAUCUUAGACUGCCAUAAUGUGAUCAGGCUGGAACGAAUGUAGUUGUAGGUCUGACAGUUUAAAAAUGACGCCAAGAUUUUUAAUCAGCCAGAAAAGACACAUCUGCAGCAGAGGUCAACCACAGUCACCAGUACCUCAAUCUAUAGUACUCUAACACACAACUUGACCUCACCUUACUUUAAGAAACCAUCCUCAUCCUCACCGCAGACACCUCACUGGCUACUGUUUUGUAAAACCCAUUCAGUGCAAUAGACUAAGAGUACAGAACUCGAUUCCUGGAGGGCCGCGGCCCUUCAGAGUUCAGUUGCAAACCUGCUCCAAGACAUACAAUGUGGCCCUCCAAGAACUGAGUUCUGAACCCCUGCAAUAUGUUCGAUAAGUGAUGCAGUAUAUAGCUAUAUUUUUUCUUCUCUAACAAUGAUUUUAUCUGCAUUCUCUCUAUCACAAAUAGCUCUAUAUUAUGACAAAGACAAUGAUGCUUGCACAAAUGUUCGUGUGUGUCCUUUUCUUGCUCGUGAAGCAUAAUUGAUGUGCUUUUACUUAAUUUUGAACACUAUGCUUAUGCAGGAAGUUGUUAAGAUGCCGUCUCCUUUAUGGGUCGGUGGUCCAUCUACUCCAGCAAUGCAGAAUUGCUGUUAAAUCAUCCUUUGUAGCAUUGUACAUUAUCCUUCUAUGAAACUGUCCUAGUACCAACCUGUAAUGGACGUGAAAGGCCCGUGAGGUUUUUCCCUAGUGGGUGCAAUGCAGACUAUGUUUAAUUUUUGUUAUUCCUUUUUUAUAUUUCAACUUUAUUUGCAGAAAGAUUAAAAAAUGUAAACUUUUAACCGAUUCUCAAACCGCCGACUAUCAUUCAAGGUGUUUGCUUUGAGCUAUUAUUUUUGCAUGUAGUAACUAAUUUAACAAUUAAGAUCAUAUUUUCACAUGCAGGAACCACGUAAAAAUGAUUCAUAAUAUAAUAAUAAUAAUAAAAGUCCUAUUUGCAGCUAUACAAUCAAUAUAUAUAUGUGUUUAAUACCAAUCAGACAAAAGCAGAACAUGAGGGAGGGGUUUAAAAGUAACUCAGGUAUGUGUGCUACUUUUCACUUUAAAAAAUGUUUAAUAAAUGAUUGUUGUCUGUGAAGA